Ceraceosorus bombacis is the source of this 2276-nucleotide messenger RNA. Lineage: Eukaryota; Fungi; Basidiomycota; Exobasidiomycetes; Ceraceosorales; Ceraceosoraceae. The record is from the annotation of a GenBank genome assembly.
AUGUCAUCGCAGGGGCCACCGCUCAAUCCGACUGUGUACGAUGCUGAGACGAAGAUUUUCAGCUCCGAGUUGGUCAAGCAAUUUCCCCCGCCUACUGCCAAGACGGUCUGGAGUCUGCUGAUGGGCGAUGCAGAGGGUGACGAGGAGCACGUCGUAUUCAUCGACACUGAGGAUGGCACGGAGUGGAAGUGAGUGGAGGGAAUGAAUGCGCUCCUGCCCUCCAACAAGUGCCGACUGGCUCAUGCGUCUUGCUCCAUUGCCGCUGUGCCAGACUUGGCCAACUCAGAGUCCUCGCGGAGCGUCUAGGCGCUGGCCUGACGCGAGAUGCUCAAAUCCCAGCAGGCUCGGUCGUGAUGCUGCUUCUUCCCAAUUCCAUCCACUUUAUCGUCGCCUUGCUGGCAGCCCAGUAUGCUGGACUCACCGUAGCUCUGGCCAAUCCAGCAUACACGACGCACGAGCUUUCCCACUGUCUGAGACUGACAAAGCCGGUGAGGAUAUUCAGUGUCAGCAAGCUGCUGGGUCUCGCAACAAGGAGCGGGGCGACGUGGAGCCAGUGCAUCGUCAUGGAUACACAUGUAGGCUACGGCACGAUAUUUUGGCGGGAAUGUUUGAAGAGCGCGGAAGAAGCUGGUGAGGCAAAGCCUAGAGAGGUGGAUCCUUCUAGCGUUGCCUACCUGCCCUUCUCCAGCGGCACGACUGGUCUGCCCAAAGCCGUAUGCAUCUCCCACGCCAACAUUGCAGCCAUGUGUCACAUUAUCUCCAUCACGCCAGGAGCGUACGAUCGAGGUGUCAGAAGCAUAGGAUUUCUUCCAUUCUUCCACGCCAUGGCUCUCCUCCUCAUGAUCCACAUGCCCAUCUAUCGCCGCGGCACGAUCUACAUUAUGGCUUCAUUCAAUCCAGCUAGAUUUUUGCACAUAGCACGAAACGCGGGCUGCACGGAUCUAUCACUUGUGCCUCCCAUCUUCACCAUGCUGGUGACCAACGCCGACAUUCCUCGAGAUUCUCUCAAAAGUGUGAGGACCAUCAGAUGCGGAGCGGCACCCCUGGACUCCGCCAUGCAAGUCGCCUUUGCCGAGAAAUUCGGCAUCGAGGAUAUUCGUCAGGGCUGGGGAAUGACGGAAACGACGGUGGGGUGUCUAGGUUUGGCUGCGGGCUCGACACCAGGGACAGUGGGCAACAUACUGCCCUUUGUGCAAGCUCGGAUUGUCGACCCGGAAUCUGGCAAAGAUGUAGAGAGGGGCGAGAGCGGAGAAUUGUGGGUCAAAGGCCCAAACAUUAUGCAGGGAUAUCAUGCAAAUCCGCAAGCGACGACGCAAGCUUUCUCGGAUGGCUGGUUGAGAACGGGCGACGUGGUAUUCGCAAACGAAGUGAGCGAUGCGGUCCCACUUUGUCCUUGGCGCAGUGCUCAACGCUGAGCUUUUCCUUCUGCCAUGCCAAGCGCGGCGAGUUCACUGUGAGUAGGCCUUUCUGAUGACAGGUCGUGCAGGGUGUCAAUGUUGACGUUCUAAACCUUCUGGUCUCAAUCUCAAGAUCAUCGACCGCAUCAAAGGUGAAGCGUUGCGUCAUCCCGUGACCUUUCAGUGAUGUAACUGGGCGGGCUGACGAUGAAUUCGUCCCCGCCUGCCGCAGAGCUGAUCAAGUACAAAGGUUGGCAAGUGGCUCCAGCAGAGCUGGAAGGUCUGUUGCUUUCGCACCCCAAGUGAGUUCUUCCUGCUUGGCGAGCACUGGCUAAUUGCGAUCGAGAGCGAGCCUGUCCUCAAAUUGCCACCUUCUCGCCGCCUUGUAUAGAGUUGUGCAAGCUGGAGUGAUAGGUAUCUACGAUAGAAAGCAAGGAACGGAGCUGCCACGAGCUUACAGUGAGUAUUUCACGGCCUGCUGGCCUACUUUGCGUCAUUUUACUGCUGGUGGUCAUGAAAUGCGUGCCUCUUCGUGCCCACCACAGUCAAGGUGCAGAACAGCUCCAACGAGCCAGAGGAGCUCGUGCAGGAACUGCAAGCUUUUGUGGCCCGCAAGGCUUCUGCGCAGAAACAGCUGCGAGGCGGCAUACGAAUCGUCGACGCUGUGCCUGUAUCCCCUAGCGUGAGCGUCAUGCGGCCGAUCUGGUAACAACAAUGGAGCGUUUGUUAUCCGAUCACCCUUUUGACUAUCAGCGCGCUGACACGAACACAACCUGGCUCGAUUCGCGCCAGGGAAAGGUCCUUCGUAAAUUGCUGCGGGCCAUGGUGCAGAAAGAAGAAGCAGCGGAGAAGGAUGCUAUGGGCGCAAGCAAGCUUUGA